AUGAGUCUCCUCGCGUGGUGUACGAGGCGUGUCGGCGGCCUGAGCAUGAUCGCCCUCAUCAUCCUCUGCUACUGGGUCAUCACUAGGGAGUCGACGCUCCAGCGUCAUGGGUACAAGUUCGAGCACCCAGAGACGCAGACGGCCUCUUACACCUCGACCCUGACCUCGGGCGCCGGCAUCUGGACCUACGUCUUUGUCUACUACUGCAUCAUUGUUCACCUUGCCAUCGCUUGCUUUCCCCUGCGCGCUUGCUGGGCCAUGUGGGAGCUCGGCUCCGCCCUCUCUCGCUCUACUCGCGCCGCCCUCAGCGACUCUGGCAAGAAGGCCCCUAUCACUCGCCGUGACUCGUACACGACCGUCUCCAGCUCUGAGACUUCGUUUUCCGACCGCUACGGUGCCUCGACCGCCUCGAGUAGUGAGAUGGGUGAUGUCGAACUCGAGAGCACCGAGAUGUGCCCGGAUGGCACCGGAAAUGCCAAGACUGCCAAGGCCGCCAAGGCCGUCAUCCACGCCAUCAUCCUCCCCAACUACAAGGAAGAAAUCGACAGUCUAAAGGAGACUCUUGAGGUCCUUGCCUCGCACCCCCUAGCUCGCUCUUGCUACGAUAUCUACCUCGGUAUGGAGCAGCGUGAGCAGGACGGUGAAGCCAAGGCUCUGCGCCUCAUGCAGGAGUUUGCCAAGCAGUUUCGCUCAAUCGACUACACGAACCACCCUGGUGAUAUCCCUGGUGAGGCUGCCGGCAAGGGCAGCAACAUGGGCUGGGCCGCCCGCAAGCUCAGCGCAAAGUAUCCCGCCGAGAAUCGCAAGAACGUCAUUGUUACUGGUAUCGAUGCCGACAGCCAUCUCGCAGCCGCCUACUUUGCUCAGCUCACUGAUAUGCACAUGUCUUACCCCGAGACGGCCAGCACCACCCUCUACGCCGUCCCGAUCGUUUUUGACCGCAAUGCCCACGAUGUCCCCGCCGUUGUCCGCGUCGCUGAUAUCCUCUGGACCGCUGGUGGGAUGUCUGGUCUGUACCGUGGUUCCACGAUCGCCCCUCCCACGUCCGUCUAUUCCCUGUCUCUCGACCUCAUCGACCGUGUUGGCGGCUGGGACUGCGACGCCGAGGCCAUUGGCGAGGACCUGCACAUGUACGUCAAGUGCUUCUUUGCUCUCAACGGUAACUUGACCUGCCGCACCAUUCUCAGCCCUGUCAGCCAGAGCAAUGUUACCGGCGGUGGCAAGGGCGGCAUCCGCGGUCUUUGCAUGGACGUCAUGGCGCGCUACAAGCAGGCCCUCCGCCAUAUGUGGGGCUCUCUGGACACUGGUUUCGCUAUCCGUAAGGGCAUUGAGAUGUGGCAGGACAGGAAGCAGACGACCCGGGCCUACCGUCCCCUUCACAGGUCUCACGGCGACAACUCGGAACUGUACUUCCCCGGCAGCCAGGUGUGCGGCGACGAUGCCACUUCCCAGCACCCCCGUGAGUCCGGUGUCUUCUCCGAUGUGAAGCAGGAAACGGUCGAGGAGCCAAACCUCGAGAAGCUCUGCUACAUUGCCCACCGUCUGUACGAGGCCCACAUCAUGCCCGUGCACAUGCCCAUCUUCGUCGUGGCCUCGACCAUCUUCCUGUACGUCACUGAAGGCAAGGAGGAUACGGGCAACCUCCACUGGCUGCUCGAGAUCUGUGGACCUCUGCGCGCCCUGGGCUUCAUGGCCGGUGCCGGUUACAUCUUCUUGUACGAGCGCUACCACCACGCCUGUGUGGCCAUGCGCGAGAAGGAGAUGAAGGAUGCGGGUCUGUACCAGGGUAUGUGCUUCUCGCACCGCUCAUUCCGCAACAACUGGGGGGACUACGCCAUGGUGCCCAUCGUGGCGCCCCUGUAUGGUGCAAUUCCCUGCAUCCAGGCCGAGGUUUCGCAUUUCUGGACCGCAGAACUCGUCUACACGGUUAGCAAGAAGGUGACAAGGCAACGCGCCCAAUCCGUUCACGACGCAGCAGCAGCUCUGGCAUGA
This is a messenger RNA of Geosmithia morbida, 1992 nucleotides long. RefSeq lists its product as uncharacterized. The transcript has 3 exons. The record is from RefSeq and is a predicted model, not a curated record. NCBI's taxonomy places the organism in Eukaryota, Fungi, Ascomycota, Sordariomycetes, Hypocreales, Bionectriaceae. Bases 1 to 1992 code for a protein of 663 amino acids.